Molecule: messenger RNA, 1250 nt
Organism: Chinchilla lanigera (long-tailed chinchilla)
Lineage: Eukaryota; Metazoa; Chordata; Mammalia; Rodentia; Chinchillidae
Gene: C5ar1
Product: complement component 5a receptor 1
Exons: 2
Coding region: 87-1124 (345 amino acids)
Biological process (GO): inflammatory response; phospholipase C-activating G protein-coupled receptor signaling pathway; complement receptor mediated signaling pathway
Cellular component (GO): plasma membrane
Molecular function (GO): complement component C5a receptor activity; G protein-coupled receptor activity
Source: RefSeq, a predicted model, not a curated record
AUCUGCCCAUGGGGCUUUAAAACCACAGCCACUGAGCAGGAGUGACCUCUGGCCACACGGAGCCCAGGACCCUAAGAUCCCAGGACAUGGAAGCCGUGGACUACAAUUACAGCGACUACGCCACCCUGGCCCCCGACACGUCCGUGGACAACUACGUGGAGCGUCUGUCCGCCGGGGACCUCUCCGCCUUGGUCAUCCUGGCAGUCGUCUUCCUGGUGGGCGUGCCGGGCAACGCCCUCGUGGUCUGGGUGACCGCCUUCGAGGCCCGGCGCAACAUCAACGCCAUCUGGUUCCUCAACCUGGCGCUGGCCGACCUCCUGUCCUGCCUGGCGCUGCCCGUGCUGUUCAUGUCCAUCCUGCGCUUCAGCCACUGGCCCUUCGGCGACGCCGCCUGCAGGGUGCUGCCCUCGCUCAUCCUGCUCAACAUGUACAGCAGCAUCCUGCUGCUGGCCACCAUCAGCGCCGACCGCCUGGCGCUGGUGCUCAGCCCGAUCUGGUGCCAGCGCUUCCGGGCCGGCGGCCUGGCCUGGGCGGCCUGUGGGGCGGCCUGGGUGCUGGCGCUGCUGCUGACCAUCCCGUCCUUCAUGUUCCGCAGGACGUACAAAGAGGACUUCUCCUUCAAGACGCUGUGCGUCAUCGACUACGGCCUCGGCAGCGAGCGCAAGGAGAAGGCUGUGGCCCUGGUGCGGCUGCUCGUGGGCUUCCUGUGGCCGCUGCUCACGCUCGCUGUCUGCUACACCUUCCUCCUGCUUCGGACCUGGAGCCGCAGGGCCACGCGCUCGGCCAAGACCAUCAAGGUGGUGGUGGCCGUGGUGAGCAGCUUCUUCGUCUUCUGGCUGCCCUACCAGGUGACGGGGGUCCUGCUGGCCUGGUACCCCCCGAUCUCGUCCACCUACAAGAGCACCAAAGCCCUGGACGCCCUGUGUGUCUCCAUCGCCUACAUCAAUUGCUGUAUCAACCCCAUCAUCUACGUGGCGGCCGGCCGCGGCUUCCAGGGCCGGCUGCUCAAGUCCCUUCCCAGCCUCCUGCGCAACGUGCUGACCGAGGACACCAUAAACAGGGAGACCAAGUCCUUCACCCGCUCCACGGUGGACACCGUGCCCCAGAAGAGCGAAUCGGUGUGAGGGGAGGCCUCCCUGGCCGCUGUGCGCUCAACCAUCCCCACUUCCUUUGGGUGUCUCUCUCUCUGUCUGGAAACAGGGUCCUGCUAUGUAGCCUCCUGCCUCAGCCUCCUGAGUGCUGGGAUUAUA